Messenger RNA from Chenopodium quinoa (quinoa), 2354 nucleotides. RefSeq names its product plant UBX domain-containing protein 4-like. The coding region runs from base 201 to 1514 and encodes 437 amino acids. Gene Ontology annotation, molecular function: ubiquitin binding. Gene Ontology annotation, cellular component: cytosol; nucleus. The transcript is spliced from 4 exons. Lineage: Eukaryota; Viridiplantae; Streptophyta; Magnoliopsida; Caryophyllales; Amaranthaceae. Gene Ontology annotation, biological process: autophagosome assembly; Golgi organization; nuclear membrane reassembly. The record is from RefSeq and is a predicted model, not a curated record.
AAUAUGUUCUUCGUGGAUUGUAAAAGUCAAAAAAAUCUUAAUUAAAAUUGUUUUUCAUCGCAAAGAAUUUACGUUGGAGCACUCUAGUCCUAAGAAAAACACAAGCAAAUGAAACAAUCUCUUGAAUCCAUCCCAAUUCGAAAGCAAAAGCUAAAACAAAAGUGAGAAACCUAAAAACCUCAAACACAUCAUAAACAAGUAUGGAACCCAUACCAAACCCAGAACAAGAAGCUGCUGCAACAAUCUCAUCAAUGGCGUCCCACCAAAACUCCAACUCCUCCAUCAUCAACACUUUCUUGGAGAUCACCUCCUCCACUCUCGAAGAAGCCCAAUUCUUCCUCGAAAGCCACAACUUCGACGUCGACGCCGCCGUCUCCACCUUCUUCGAGUCCUCCUCCGCCCCUCCUCCCGCUGUCAACACCGCCGCCGCCGCUGCCGACGACGACGAUGGUGCUGCUGAUGCUGAUUUCAUCCCUCCUUCUUCCCCCUCCGCUUCUCUCUCUCCUUCUCCUUCUCGCUCUCGCUCGCAUUCUCCUCCCGCCGGAGCUCGAUCGCAGUACAGUCUCCGUUCUCGGAGAACUGCCGAUAACAACGAUGGUAACAAUGCUAGAAGUUCUGAUUCCAGGACUCGUCGUCGUGUUGGAGGUGUUCGUACUUUUGCUGAUCUGAACCGGAAUUCGGGUGCUGAUGGUUCUGAUAGUGAUUCUGAUGGUGAUCGUCCUGCUCAGUUCUUCACUGGUGGUCAGAAAAGUGGCAUGGUUGUGCAAGAUCCUUCCAAGGAUAUUAAUGCUGAAGCGAUUUUUGAGCAAGCUAGACGUGUGGGAAGUAUUGAGGCACCAGUUGAUGUUCAACAACCAUCUUCAAGCUCAAGAAGCUUUACUGGAACAGCUAGGUUACUCUCAGGAGAGACGGUGUCAUCUUCUCCUCCCGAGCAGGCUCCUGAAACUAUCACUCAUACUAUCACCUUAUGGCGUAAUGGUUUCACAGUGGAUGAUGGGCCUUUGAGGAGAUUUGAUGAUGUAGAAAAUGCUCCAUUUUUGCAGAGCAUCACAAAUUCUGAGUGCCCAAAAGAACUAGAGCCAGCAGACAGGAAGACUGCAGUCCAUUGUAAUCUUGUGAGGAGGAAUGAGAACUGCCCUGAACCACAAAAACGAAAAGUUCCAUUUCAGGGUGUUGGAAGAACGUUGGGUGCUAGCCACUCGACCCCUUCUGACUCUGCUUCUGUAACUGCUCGCAGCUCUGCUCCACCCCCUGUGAUGGGCCUAGUCGUGGAUGAUAAACUACCAUCAACCUCUAUCCAGCUUAGGUUAGCUGAUGGGACUCGUAUGGUCUCACGUUUCAAUUAUCAUCAUACUAUAAGAGAUAUCCAUGCCUUCAUUGAUGCAUCAAGGCCAGCUAGAACAGGAGUUUAUACACUUCAGAUGAUGGGGUUUCCUCCCAGGCAAUUAACUGAUCUUGAGCAGACUAUAGAGCAGGCUGGUCUUGCCAACUCUGUUGUCAUCCAGAAAUUCUAGCUGAACUUUACUUGAUACUGGAUUUGUUGCCUUGGCUUCUUUGUCUGCUGCUACAUUGGCUAAGAGGCUAGAAGUCUACUCAUUUAGCAAAAUUAACAAAUGAUUGCUAGAAAGUUUAGUGGCUGUAAAUUUCAUGGAGCACAUUGCAUCAUAGUUUUUUUUCAACAUAACUGGUUGCAGGUUUUUAUUUCAGCAUAUCACUUCUGAAUUGCUAUUCGAUGGAGCACAUGGCAUGGUUGUGUAAGAUCCUUCCAAGGAUAACCAGUCGACAGCCCGCCACUUCCACCUCCUUUCCACCCAUCACCCCCAUCAGAUCGAGCUCUCAUGUCUCUUCUACACAGCCUCCAAAACCACAAACCUUAUAGUUGCCACCCAAGCCACCUACACGGCCCCGCCAAAACCUCUCCCCUCUACCUAUUUACCACCACCAUCCUCUGCCACAAGCAUGUUUUUCACUGUCUAAUCACCAAAUCCACAUCUCUGCCAUUUGGUAUUUUUUUUUGGUUGCAUAGGGGUGUAGGACAUGUAAGGUCAGCGGUGUCAAUUGUGAUGGGGUUGAAUCGUUGAGGUGGGGUAUUGGUUUGGUGGGGUAUAUGUGGUGGAUUGGAGAGGAGAGAAGAAGAGGGAUACAAGGGUUUGAAUGUUUGAUCACUAUGUAAGGUCUUGUAUGUUACUAUGUUGUAAAACUUGUAAUGCAGGAGCGUUGGGGUGUCAAAGAGCAUAUACUGGAUACUUGGGGAAGUUUUUGGGGUUAUAAUUGAUUAGUAUGUUAACCUUCCAUUUUAUCAAUUGUCCCCUUAACUAAUUCCUUCUAUUCCAUAAUUUUUCAGCUUAAACUAA